AUGGAGGGGCCAUGCUUAAUCCUUCACACUAGCUUCUCGCACCGUUUUCAUUUUUGCAAAAGUUCGAUUCGAAAUUCUUCAAACUCUCACGACAAAUUCUUCGACGACAACGAUUGUAAUUCGAAUCCAUCAGAAUUAGCAAUCAUGGGUAUCAGCCGUGACAGCAGACAUAAACGCUCCGCCUCUGGCGCCAAGCGAUCCCAUUACCGGAAGAAGCGCGCUUUCGAAGCCGGAAGACAAGAAGCAGGUACCCGUAUCGGAACCAAGAGAAUCCAUCUCGUCCGUACCCGUGGUGGUAACCGCAAAUUCCGUGCUCUCCGUCUCGAAGCCGGUAACUUCUCAUGGGCCUCUGAGGGUAUUGCCCGUAAGGUCCGUGUGAUCGUUGUCGCUUUCCAUCCUUCCAACAACGAGUUGGUCCGAACCAACACCCUCACCAGAUCCGCCAUUGUUCAAGUCGAUGCUGCACCAUUCAGACAAUGGUACGAGGCACACUACGGCCAAAACUUGGGACGUAGACGUCAACAAAAGGCCGGCCAAGCUGUCGAGGAGCCAGACACCAAGAAGAGCAAGUCCGUUGAGAAGAAGCACCACGAGAGAUUCGCUGCCCAAGGAAAGGUUGACCCCGCUUUGGAGAAGCAAUUCGAGGCUGGUCGUCUUUACGCCGCAGUCUCAUCCAGACCUGGACAAUCUGGACGUGUUGAUGGAUACAUUUUGGAGGGAGAGGAGUUGGCUUUCUACCAACGCCAAUUGAGAAAGUAAAUCAUCUUCUAUGGGAUUUGGGAUGGGUUGUAUUUCAUUGGGAUUCAUGGCAUGGAGUUCCUGAUAUGGAAUCAUGCGAAAAAUGGUUCUCUACAAUAGGCUAUGAUGAAUUCAAAAGCAAUAAGAAUACCCCCUUUGCCAUUUGCUCGUACAAUUAAAUUAAGCA
This is a messenger RNA of Botrytis fragariae, 925 nucleotides long. Its product is annotated as putative 40s ribosomal protein s8 protein. Bases 1 to 759 code for a protein of 252 amino acids. The record is from RefSeq and is a predicted model, not a curated record. Gene Ontology annotation, molecular function: structural constituent of ribosome. Gene Ontology annotation, cellular component: cytosolic small ribosomal subunit; ribosome. The transcript has 4 exons. Lineage: Eukaryota; Fungi; Ascomycota; Leotiomycetes; Helotiales; Sclerotiniaceae. Gene Ontology annotation, biological process: maturation of SSU-rRNA from tricistronic rRNA transcript (SSU-rRNA, 5.8S rRNA, LSU-rRNA); translation.